Molecule: messenger RNA, 3060 nt
Organism: Guillardia theta CCMP2712
Lineage: Eukaryota; Cryptophyceae; Pyrenomonadales; Geminigeraceae
Exons: 12
Coding region: 1-3060 (1019 amino acids)
Biological process (GO): monoatomic ion transport; transmembrane transport
Cellular component (GO): plasma membrane; voltage-gated sodium channel complex
Molecular function (GO): voltage-gated sodium channel activity; calcium ion binding
Source: RefSeq, a predicted model, not a curated record
AUGGCCUCGGCCAUUGUCGGCAUCAAGCAUGCGAAGGCCAGGGUGGCUGAGGAAACACCAGACAUCAUGCCGACACUGCCAGAUGAGGCUGAUUUCGUCCGAAGCUUCGAGCUCGAACGGCAGGCACUGAGCGACAUUGGAGUCACAUGGCAGAAGCGGCGGGUUAUCGUGACGGAGGAGAGGAUCUGCUUCGGGAAGAUGCAUAGCACGGAGAUGUUGGACUACAUCCCGCUGCUCGAGGUGGAGCAAGUGCACCGAACGAGCGAGGUCCGCAUGGCUGAGCCCAACACGAAGCUUGUUUUCUCUGCCAAAUCGUACAAGUCAAAGAACGUUGUCAGCAAGCCGCGGACGGAGCAGAAGCUCAAGGCCGUCCCGGCGCUGGACGACGACGACGAGGAACUACAUAUCCUCACCAUCUUCACCAUAGAGGACGGGCACAACUCAGGUAGGCCGACGGUGCUGGCAACGCAGAACAAGGCUGUCUACGAUGAUGUGGUGCAUACCCUGGAGACGAUGAUCGAGCAGUGCAAGGCGGACAUGUUGGCUAAGUCAGAGACGACAGCUUUGACCAAGUGGAGAAGGAUUGUCAGGGAUUUCUACGAUGGGAACAUCUGUCAGGGAAUUGUAGGGCUGCUGAUAGUCGCCUCCUACGUCAAUGCGCUGGUGAAUGCGCAGGUGCUGCCGGAAGCGAAUUCAACCCAGAGCAAAGCCUUCAGCACCAUGGAAUGGUUCUUCAACAUCAGCUUCACAGUGGAAAGCACCCGAGAGCAGGCUAGGAUGUUGAGAGGGGAAAAGAGAGGGAGAAUGGGCGAAUGGAGAGCGAAGCACGAUAUCGUUGUGGUCGUUCUAUCCCUCAUCUCCCAGUUUGUCGAUGGGUUGACUGGCAUCAGCGUGCUGAGGUUGGCGAGGGUUUUCAAGAUGCUCAGGCUAUUCCGGUAUGCUGGUGGUGGCAGUUAUGACGACGACGACGACGACGACGACGAUGAUGAUGAUGAUGAUGCUGAUGAUGAUGAUGAUGAUGAUGAUGAUGAUGAUGAUGAUGAUGCUUGUGCUGGUGAUGCUGGUGAUGAUAAUCAUGACAACGAUGAUGACGAAGAUGAUGAUGAACUUCGGAGGCGGAGAUGUAGAUCAUGGAAACUUGCAUCCUUGAGAAUCCUUAUCAACGCCCUAGCAGCCUCAGUCAUUCCCGUCGUCAACGCUCUCACCAUUCUAUCGCUCGUCACAUCCAUCUACGCCAUCAUUGCAACCAACCUCUUCAGCGAACGACAACCUGACUUCUUCGGUGGCUUCCUCAAGUCAAUGUUCACGAUGUAUCAGAUCUCCACGGGCGAUGCCUGGGGUUCGAUCAUAGCGCGCUCAGUGCUGGAUUACGAGCACGAGUCUCAGAUAUUCAACUUUGGGGUUGGAUUUUUCUUCGUCUCGUACAUGUUGCUGGUUGGCAUGGUGCUCAUGAACAUCGUUGUCGCUGUUCUGCUCGACGAGUUCAUCACCAUGGUUGAGCGGGAGAAGGAAGAGAGGAGAGCAAAGUUCAAGGCUGAACUUGCAAAGCAGAACUCGAAGCACUUCAAUCAGCUUCCUCUCGAUCCCCUCCUGGCAGGCCUCGUUGAGUUCGCUACCAUCCAGGAGCUUUCCAACAGGAUCUACCAGCUCUACCAGAGGCUGGACCUGGAUGAGAACGGGUCUCUGAACCUGCAGGAGAUCAACGAGGGGUUGAGGAAGGUGAACCUGUCGCACCCCGUCCGGCUGACCCAGGAGGACUUUGACAUGCUCACGAUGGGGAGGACCCUGCUGGACGAGGACGGCGAGCUGACCCCGUCCAACUUCGAGAGGAUGAUCCUUAUGCAGCUGGACAGCUACGUGAGGAGGAAGAUGGUCAGCUCGAUCGACACAGUGGAGGACGACACCUCGCGGGAAAUCCUGUUUGCCAUCAAGAUGAGCUUGUCGGCGAUCGACCACUUCAAGGUCUCCAUUGAGAACAAGGUCGGCAACAAGAAGAUGGAGAGCAGGAAAUUGAUCCUCCGCAAACUUUUCCGCUCCUCUUCCUACGUUGCUUUCAAGGAGUGGAGGGACAUGGUCAAGAACCGUGGGAGCUUCGAGGACGGGGACGAAGAUGGGGACGGAGAGGAAGGGGAAAGCAUCGAGAGAGGAGGGAACUCUCCUGCCCAGAGGAGUGACUGGAGCGACAAGAUGGGGAUCCAGGACUUGGGCAAGCAGCUCAUGGCGCGUAUGGACACGCUGGAGCGGCGGGUCGAGCAUCAGUCUCGCUCCCUCACCCACAAGCUCGCAGCCAUGGACAUCUUGAACCAGAAGCUUGACGUGAUCAUGACCAUGGUGCUGCCAUCCUCCUCGCUUCCCUCCUCCCCCGUCCCUCCCCGACCACACCAGGUUGUCAACAGGCAGCAGAAGCUCCAGGAUGUCGGCGGAUCAAGGGAGGAGGAGAGGUCGGAAGAGGAGAAGAAGGAGCCAGCAAGGAGGGAGGAGGUGAAGGGGGACCUGGCCAACGGGAAUCAGACGAGGGAAGGGAUGGCAAACGACUCCGCUUCUCUACCUAUCGCCAUCUCCUCCACCAAGCUCAUCCCCUUCCAAACUUUCCUCCAGAACGAAGACCUCAUUGUUUCCACCUCCCAGCAAAAGAUGGAGCGAUUCAAGAGGGGAGGGAGAUCGAGCUCCGAGCUCUUGCUCCACGAGGGCCCCAGCAAGCUCAACAAGCCCCGCAUCAGGCGCUUCAACACUCACGUUCACAGCACGAACGGCGACGACACGGCGAUGGCAAGCAGGGCCCAGCAGCAUGCUGAGCUUCUAGACAAGAUCCAAUCGUACAAGACCAGGUUCAGCUGCGUGAGCCGAGUUGCAGACCCCAGCAGCAAGGCCGAGCCAGGUCGCAGCGGGGGGCAAGAGGUUACUAGCAACUCUGUGCGGCCACACAAGGGAGGGAUCGGGAGGACGGUGAGCCUGGGGGAGGUUGAUGUGCAUUUCUUGAGGAGCGGACCAGAUUCGGAGGAGGAGGAGGAGGAGGAGGAGGAGGACGGAUCCCGGUCGAUUGCUCACAGUGAGAUCUGA